This is a messenger RNA of Striga asiatica, 429 nucleotides long. The record is from the annotation of a GenBank genome assembly. NCBI's taxonomy places the organism in Eukaryota, Viridiplantae, Streptophyta, Magnoliopsida, Lamiales, Orobanchaceae.
AUGAAGAAAACGAUGCGGGCCUCGACCUGCCUUCGAGUCUAUCAGCUCCAUCACCCAUUUCUCCUGCUCCGCCGCCGCCAUGAACCCGUCGUAAAAAAAAAAACUGAAAAAUAUCAAAAUAAGCGGAUUGUAGCAGCUAGGGUUGCGAAACUCGUCAACCCUAGAUGGAGCAAAUUCCCGAUCUCCCUCGCGAUUGAAGCAUCCCUGGUGGCGAGCUUUUUUCAAUCGAGCUCCUCAAUACGCGUGAGCUGCAAUUGUCGAUUCCAAGCUAUGUGCCGUGGCGCCGCCAGUGCUCUCGCCGUGGAGAUUCCAACCUGGGAGCCUCUGGAGACGGCCGCCUGCUGCUGGCCGAUCUUUGUCCAGCCAUCAAACCCUAGGGGAGCGGUGGCGAUGUGGUGGCUAUGGUGGUGGAGCAAGACUGGAUCUUAA